AUGGUCAGCAAUUCUGCUAUCAUCGUUAUCGUGCUCGUGUGUGCCCUCACAGCCGUCUCACUCGCGGCGGGUAUAUUUACUGUCGUCAACCCUGCCACCCAUAUGCUGUCGGCACCGAACCCAGAGCAACAAAAGUAUAUGCGAGAAGUCAGAAUUAGGCAAUUCCGUCAGCUGCGACGAGAAAGAAAUUUCAGAACUGAGAUUUUUCCAAGAGCAAUAGUGAACAUUGAAAGCCAUCCAAGCCUGGAAAGUACGAACGAGCCGUGA
This is a messenger RNA of Penicillium psychrosexuale, 267 nucleotides long. RefSeq lists its product as uncharacterized. NCBI's taxonomy places the organism in Eukaryota, Fungi, Ascomycota, Eurotiomycetes, Eurotiales, Aspergillaceae. The record is from RefSeq and is a predicted model, not a curated record. The transcript is spliced from 2 exons. Bases 1 to 267 code for a protein of 88 amino acids.